AUACUUUAGCUUAUCCAAGCACGCGAGUUCAACGUUUCGUACAUGGCGAUGACGAGGCUGAUGCUGACCUCGCGGUGCUCUCUCCGGCCUUCUUCUCCGCAGUAUAAGAACUCGCCCCACGCCUCCCCGGCCGCGCAAUGCCGGCAGCCUCCCAGCACCGUCACGCCCCCGUCGCGGAAGAUGGCGCAGCUCGAGCAUGGGUCCCUGCUGGUCGGCGGGCGGGAGCUCCUCGCCCGCGUCCCACCCAACGUCUCCCUCCGCCCGGCCGGCGUUAAGGACGCCGACACCGCCCUGCGCGCCGCCUUCGUCGGCGCCAAGGCCGACGCGCCGUCCAGCCGCCACGUGUUCUCCAUCGGCACCCUGGUCAAGGGGUGGAGGUGGCUGUCCCUGUUCAGGUUCAAGAUCUGGUGGAUGGUCCCGGCCACGGGCGCCGGCGCGGCGGGCGUGCCGGCGGAGACGCAGAUGCUGCUCUUGGAGUCAAGGUCCGGUGAUGAGGCGGGUUCUGCGGAGGCGGAGGGGAGUGCGAUGUACGCGCUGAUGCUGCCGGUUCUAGACAGCGGCUUCAGGGCCAGUCUCCAGGGGAGCCCCGAGGACGAGCUGCAGUUCUGCUUCGAGAGCGGUGAUCCUAAGGUCCAGACGAUGGAAGCAGAUGAUGCAGUGUUCAUCAACUCAGGGGAUAACCCUUUCAAGCUUAUGAAGGAGUCCAUCAAGAUGCUAUCCAAGAUCAAAGGAACUUUCAAUCAUAUAGAGGACAAGGAGAUCCCUCCAAUUUUGGACUGGUUUGGGUGGUGCACUUGGGAUGCAUUUUACAAAGCUGUUAACCCGGUAGGGAUUGAGGAGGGCCUUAAAAGUUUGUGUGAGGGAGGUGCACCGCCAAGGUUUCUGAUUAUAGAUGAUGGUUGGCAGGAAACAAUUAACGAAUUCGAUGACGAAGCCCUCCUUGAACAGACCGUGUUUGCGGAGAGGCUGAUUGAUCUGAAGGAGAAUCAUAAGUUUAGGGGAGAAGCCUGCAAGAAUCUCGGAAACCUUAUCAAGAAAAUCAAAGAAACACAUGGAGUCAAGUACGUAUACAUGUGGCACGCUUUACCUGGGUAUUGGGGAGGCGUCCUAGCAACAUCUGAUGUCAUGAAGAAGUACAAUCCAAAGCUUGUUUACCCAGUCCAAUCUCCGGGUAAUGUUGCGAAUUUGAGGGAUAUAGCCAUGGACAGCUUGGAGAAAUUUGGACUGGGUAUCAUUGAUCCUGCCAAUAUAUAUGAGUUCUACAAUGAUCAGCACAGCUACCUUUCUAGUGUGGGUGUGGAUGGUGUGAAGGUUGAUGUGCAGAACGUGUUGGAAACUCUCGGGCGUGGAUUAGGUGGCCGUGUUGCAUUAACUCGAAAGUAUCAGCAGGCUCUUGAGGAAUCUGUUACUCAGAACUUCAAAAGGAACAACCUAAUCUGCUGCAUGAGUCACAAUUCAGACAGCAUCUUUAGUGCCUUGAAGAGUGCAGUUGCUAGAGCCUCAGAAGAUUUCAUGCCUCAGGAACCAACACGGCAAACUCUGCACAUCGCUUCUGUGGCAUUUAAUAGUUUUUUGUUGGGAGAAAUCUUUAUACCUGACUGGGAUAUGUUUCAUAGCAAGCAUGAAUCAGCAGAAUUUCAUGGAGCAGCAAGAGCACUGAGUGGAGGUGGUGUUUAUGUCAGCGACAAACCCGGAGUCCACAAUUUCAAUAUUCUCAAAAAGCUUGUUCUACCAGAUGGCUCGAUCCUAAGAGCAAGGUAUGCUGGUCGUCCUACACGUGAUUGUUUGUUCAAUGAUCCAGUCAUGGAUGGCAAAAGUCUACUGAAAAUAUGGAACUUGAACAAUUUCUCUGGUGUCAUCGGAGUGUUCAAUUGUCAGGGAGCUGGACAGUGGGUUUGGCCAGUGAAAGAAAUUGCUUAUGCUCCUACUAACAUCGACAUCACUGGCCAUCUCUUGCCAUCAGAUGUAGAUUCCCUUGAGGAGAUAGCUUGUGGUAACUGGAAUGGAGAGACUGCAGUAUAUGCUUUCAAUUCAUGUUGUCUUUCAAGGCUUCAGAAGCACCAAAGUUUGGAGGUUUCAUUGUCUACUAUGACAUUUGAGAUCUAUACCAUUUCACCAAUAAGGGUUUUCAGUGAAGCUGUUCAGUUUGCUCCUCUUGGACUGAUCAACAUGUUCAACUCCGGUGGCGCACUUGACGAUGUUUCAAGCACAGCUGAUUCUUCAGCUAGUACAGUUCAUAUCAAAUGCCGAGGGCCAGGGCGGUUCGGUGCUUAUUCAGCCACCAGGCCGGAGCUUUGUAGAGUUGAUGAAGAGGAGGUAGAGUUCAGUUAUACAGAGGAUGGCCUGCUAGCUUUUGAUCUUCCCUACCGUUCGUCCCACAACAACCUGAGACACAUCGAGGUUCUCUACAGAGCUUCCUGAACCCUUUGUUUUCUGAUUCUGAUGCCCCUCAAUGCAAUGCCGUGAAUUUUUUUUCCAUAACCAUUACGCGUGCACAGAGAUAAAAUUCUGAAAGAAGCCAACAAGUGAUGUUCUGUUGUUCUUGUGUGCUGUGCAUUUUAUUGUUUUCAAUUAGAAUUGUGCCUUGUGUAUUUUGUUGUGUCGUCAUUUGGACUGCUGUAAUCUGAUAGACACAGUUGCAAAAAGAACAAUUCAACAAAGGUCCAUUCUGAUUCUGUCGCAA
Messenger RNA from Phragmites australis (common reed), 2683 nucleotides. RefSeq names its product probable galactinol--sucrose galactosyltransferase 2. NCBI's taxonomy places the organism in Eukaryota, Viridiplantae, Streptophyta, Magnoliopsida, Poales, Poaceae. The coding region runs from base 43 to 2421 and encodes 792 amino acids. The transcript is spliced from 14 exons. The record is from RefSeq and is a predicted model, not a curated record.